Lasiosphaeria miniovina is the source of this 588-nucleotide messenger RNA. Its product is annotated as Alpha/Beta hydrolase protein. The transcript has a single exon. The annotation marks the transcript as partial. The record is from RefSeq and is a predicted model, not a curated record. NCBI's taxonomy places the organism in Eukaryota, Fungi, Ascomycota, Sordariomycetes, Sordariales, Lasiosphaeriaceae.
CUUAGCAUUGUGGCCGUGCAUGGGCUCGGAGGCGAUUCACAUCGGACGUGGACCGGCGACAACGGCAAGUUGUGGUUGCGCGACUUCCUCCCCGCCCGACUCGACAAUUCCCGCAUCUUUACCUACGGCUAUGACGCUGUUGUCGCCUUUAGCAAGUCGUCUGCCGAGGUCGACGACUUCGCACGCGACCUGCUGCAGCGCGUCAAGGCGGCGCGCAGCCCAGCUGUCGACCACGGCCGUCCGCUCUUCUUCAUCUGUCACAGCCUCGGUGGCAUCGUCGUGAAGCAGGCUCUCAACAUUGCCCACGCACACGGCGACACCCACAUGGCUUCGUGGCUCAAAGGCGUUGUCUUCAUGGGCACUCCCCACGCCGGCUCGGGCGUCGCCUUCUGGGCCUCACUCGCCGGCACCCUGCUCAGCACCGCCAGCCUGGGCACCAGCACUAACAAGGACCUACUGAAGCUUCUCUGCAAGGACUCGACCUUUCUUGACAGUUUGUCGCAAAGAUUUGCUGCCGAGAACCCUCAGCUGCCCAUUCUCAGCUUCUACGAGCUCGAAAAGUUUCCGUUUCUGAACCGCAGGGUAUGA